Camelus dromedarius (Arabian camel) is the source of this 5307-nucleotide messenger RNA. It is a transcript of the gene CEP85, whose product is annotated as centrosomal protein 85. Bases 149 to 2449 code for a protein of 766 amino acids. The record is from RefSeq and is a predicted model, not a curated record. NCBI's taxonomy places the organism in Eukaryota, Metazoa, Chordata, Mammalia, Artiodactyla, Camelidae. Gene Ontology annotation, cellular component: centrosome. The transcript is spliced from 16 exons.
CGCGCGGCCUGGCGGGUGUGUAACGGCCGUUAGGCGAGUCAAGGGAGCGAACCGCCGCCCGCGGCCGACGUACCUGGCAGUAGUUGGUGUCCCUGAGUGAGGGAUUUCGCCUCUCGCUUUCAGGCUCACCUGGCUCAAAUAACUGUUAAUGGCCAUGCAGGAGAAAUACCCAAGUGAAAGGAUCUCUCAUGCCACCUCACCAGGUUCCAGUGUGAUUCAGAAGGGCAGUUCCCUGGGGACUGAAUGGCAGACCCCGGUUAUCUCGGAGGCCUUUCGGAGCCGCUUCAGCCGCUGUUCAAGUGUAGCUGACAGUGGGGACACAGCCAUUGGCACAUCGUGCUCAGACAUUGCGGAGGAUUUUUGCAGUUCAAGUAGCAGCCCUUCUUUCCAGCCCAUCAAAAGCCACGUAACCAUUCCAACAGCCCAUGUGAUGCCUUCUACUUUGGGGACCUCUCCUGCCAAGCCAAAUUCUUCUGCUGGACCCUCUUCUUCCAAACUUCCUUUGUCAGGGUUGGCUGAAAGUGUGGGGAUGACAAGAAAUGGAGACCUCGGUGCAAUGAAACGUUCUCCAGGCCUGUCUAGAGAUUUCAUGUAUCUUUGUGGUGCUGCCGGAGAAAAUGGAGUUGAGCAGUCCUGGUUUCCAGCAGUGGGCCAUGAAAGAGAAGAGGUGAGGAAGUUUGAUAUUCCCAAUAUGGAAUCCACCCUCAAUCAGUCAGCAAUGAUGGAGACACUUUAUUCAGAUCCCCACUACCAAGUCUACUUCCACAACCCAAGAACUGACACAAAUAAGGAGCUAUACAAAGUGUUGCCUGAGACCAAGAAGGCACCAGGCAGUGGGGCAGUGUGUGAGCAGAAUGGACCGCACUCCAGCAGCAGUGGGGUUCUCCCUUUGGGACUCCAGCCUGCUCCUGGGCUCUCCAAGCUUCUGCCCUCUCAGGUGUGGCAGCCGAAUCCUGACCCUUGGCAUCCCCGAGAGCGAUCUUGUGAGCUCAGCACUUGUCGACAGCAGCUGGAGUUGAUCCGUUUACAGAUGGAGCAAAUGCAGCUUCAGAAUGGAGCCAUCUGCCACCAUCCUGCUGCUUUUGCUCCUUCAUUGCCCACGUUAGAGCCAGCACAGUGGAUCAGCAUCUUGAACAGUAACGAACAUCUUCUGAAGGAAAAGGAACUCCUUAUUGACAAGCAGAGGAAACAUAUCUCUCAGCUGGAGCAGAAAGUGCGAGAGAGCGAACUACAAGUCCACAGUGCUCUUUUGGGCCACCCUGCCCCCUUUGGGGAUGUCUGCUUGCUGAGGCUGCAGGAAUUGCAACGAGAGAACACUUUCUUACGUGCACAGUUUGCACAGAAGACAGAAGCCUUGAGCAAAGAAAAGGUUGAGCUUGAAAAGAAACUCUCUGCUUCAGAAGUUGAAGUCCAGCUCAUCAGAGAGUCACUCAAAGUGGCAUUGCAGAAGCAUUCAGAGGAGGGGAAGAAACAGGAAGAAAGGGUCAAGGGUCGUGAUAAGCAUAUUAAUAAUUUGAAAAAGAAAUGUCAAAAGGAAUCAGAGCAGAACCGGGAGAAGCAGCAACGUAUUGAGACCUUGGAGCGCUACCUGGCUGACCUGCCCACCCUGGAAGACCAUCAGAAGCAGAGCCAGCAGCUUAAGGAUUCUGAGUUGAAGAGCACAGAGCUGCAGGAGAGAGUGACUGAGCUGGAGAGUUUGCUGGAGGAGACCCAGGCAGCCUGCAGAGAGAAGGAGGUUCAACUGGAAAGCCUCAGACAGAGGGAAGCAGAAUUCUCUACUAGACAUAGCCUGCAAGAUAAGCAGUGUGUGGAGGAGGCCAGUGGAGAAGGUCCAGCUCAACAGAGAGAAGAUCCCAAAGUGGAAAUGGAAUCCUGGCAGAAGGAAUGUGAUUCCCUUCGGAAGAUUGUGGAGAAGCAACAGCAGAAGAUUGACCAGUUGCAUUCACAAGUACAGAGCCUAGAGCAAGAAGUAGCUCAGGAAGAAGGAACAAGCCAGGCCCUGAAAGAAGAGGCCCAACGGAGGGAGACAGCCCUGCAGCAGCUGCGUACAGCUGUGAAAGAGCUUUCAGUACAGAACCAGGACCUGAUUGAAAAGAAUCUCACACUCCAAGAACACCUGCGGCAGGCCCAACCAGGGUCCCCAUCUUCAUCAGACACAGCCCAGCUGGCAUUUGAGUUGCACCAGGAAUUGGCCAGUUGUCUUCAAGAUCUGCAGGCUGUCUGUAGCAUUGUGACCCAGAGGGCCCAGGGCCGUGACCCCAAUCUCUCCCUGCUCCUGGGCAUUCACUCUGCACAGCACCCAGGGACCCACCUAGAUUUGCAGAAGCCAGAUGUGAUCAGGAGGAAACUAGAAGAGGUUCAACAGCUACGCCGUGACAUUGAGGACUUAAGGACCAUCAUGUCAGACAGAUACGCCCAGGACAUGGGAGAAAACUGUGUCACACAGUGAGGAAUGCUGGGGGUGGGACAGGCUGUAUUCCCCUAGGGAGAAUCUGGUCUGUUGAAAGCCUGGUCUAGCAGGUCCUGCCCUGACAAUCUCUUGCCUCCUAUCUGCUGCUAUUCCCAGAGAGAAGGGGUGGAGGGGAGGUACAAGCCUGCAUCUAGGGCCAAGGGCUGAUUAGAGAAUUUUGUUUGUCCUGCCCUGCACUGGCUUUGCUUUGUUGGAUUGCAUUUCUCCUGUCAUCCUGAUUCACCCUUUGAGGGUGAGUUACUAAUUAACUUUUGCAGGUGAACUGGUAAGUCCUCACAGACUAUUCCUAGCCACAGGCUGACGUCACAGGCAAACAGGCUGCUCACCUCCCUUCUCCAUCCUUUGGGGUGGAUCCACAUUCAUUCCCUCUCCAUACCUUGGUAUUGGUGAUGCCCAGAGUUCUUUAGAGGGGCUGGGAAUGGCUGAAUACCAGUAACAAUGGCCAUUUGAGAAUUCUCAGGCCCCAUGUAUCAGCCUUCCUGGGAACUGAGUUGGCUCUGGCUUUUCUUAGGCCCAGUUCCUCUGCUUCUUCCUCAGGGCUCUUGUCCUCACAGAUGCCUCAGGGUGAUCUGUUCAUUAGCAAAGUACUCACUUGGGGGCCAAGGGAUUAUAACCAGGACCUCUUCAUAUGUGCUGCCAUGCCCUUUACAGGAGACCCUACUCUAGUCGCCCUGUGUCCUGGUCAUGUGGUUAGCACAGGCCCCUUCUCCUUUGUUCUCAGGCCAGCUGGGCAGCUCCCUUCUUGGGCUUUGAGUGCAGACUCUUCUUCUCUAUGGUUCUGGGUUUGGGCAGGAUUUUCCCCCAGGAUACCACAGGGCAACUGUCAAGCUGCUCACCCCCUUCCCCCAGGGCUGGGGCCAGUGAUCAGCCUUCUGAUUUGUGCCUCUCUUGCAUUUGGGGUUGUGUGUCCUUUCCCUUUCCUGCUCUAGGCUCCUUGAGAGGUCAUAGUACCCAGUAUAGGUCAACUUUAAGAUACAGCUUUCAAUGUUUUUUGUUGUUUGUUUCUCUGGGGCCUUUGGACCCUCUGCUUUCUGGUUUCUCUUGCCUGCUUGUUGAGGGAGCUUCUCACAAUUGUUUGUAUCUGGUUAUUGGGCCAGCCCCCAACCUCCUCUAGAUCUGGAGCCAGGCCAAGCCAGGGCCGUGUGUGGGUAGUGGGGAGCACUGAGCAGUUCAGGAGCCCAGAGUCAGCCACUGGGAGAUUCUUGCUAAGCUUUGGACUGGCAGGGCAGCAUCCUGGACCUUACUCCUGGGCCUGAAUGAGACUCUUAAGUGUUUUUACAAGUCUGUGUUUUAUUUAUGGAGUGACUUAUCCCUUCCAUUCAGAACAGCCCCACCCAGCCAGUCCUCUCAGCCUCUGGGCUCCUGACUCCUGAAAACAGAGCUGCCUGGUUGGUCUCCACCCUGUAUUGGGAGCCCAGCCACUAUGCUCACGGGUAUUUUUCCUCAUAAAGUUUAUAAGCAGUUAUUUAUAUGAAUCCUUGUUAUGUCAACUGGUUUGUAUUGCCUAUUUUGAUUACAAAAUAAAAAUUUAACAGACUCUUCAGUUUUCCAUUGCCUUCCAUCACCAUCAUCUUUACUCCACCCCUCAGUUUGGAUGGUUGGAGCCAAAACCUGGGUGUUUAGCCAAGUUCCCCAAACAGCAGCAAGGAGGGAACUUCGGCAAGUCCAGCCUCAUGUCUGUUUCUCUACCACUUCUGCUCCUCUUUUGUUCUGUGCGGACAAAUAAGAUCUUUUCCUACACCACUUUUCUAAUGGGCAAAACUGCCCUGAGUCAUAGAGUAAGUUUGUCAUUGCAAAGACUUUCAGUGAGCCCCUGAGAAGGAAAUCUGCUGUCUGUGGGUUGCUGUAAGGAAGUGGUUUCCCCAGAGCAAGGCAGGGCAUUGUGCUUGCCUCAAGGAGCUAGGGUUGUCUUCCUGAGCUAUGCUCGGAGCCCUGGACCUGGGAGGGCUUCUGAAGGGCUCCAUGUCCAACCCCAGGCAGAUAACUGAGUCUGAAGUUGGGCCGGUUGCUGGAGUCUGCUCCUUCUGAACCCCUUGCAUUUUGCCAGCAGUCGCACUCUAACUUCACACUGUGAGCCUUACGGGCGGUCUUGCGUGGGGCUGGGGUCCUCCAAAAGGAAGGGGAGGAGAACAGAGGGGGCCGGCGGUGCGUGGGGCGGGGUCGCGUAGGCCCCGCCCCAGCCGCGCGCCUGUCCACACCGCCCAUUGGUCCCGAGAGCGGUGACUCGCGUGCUGAGCAGGAAGGAAACCGCUCCCGAGCUCGGCGGCCUCGUCUCCAGGCCCUGCAGCUGCUGCCACCGCCGCCCGUCCGCCUGUCGGCCCGUCGUUCUACCCGCAGCAUGAGCGGCCUGCGCGUCUACAGCACAUCGGUCACCGGCUCCCGCGAAGACUAUGAGCUCUUCGUGGAGGCUGUGGAACAAAACACACUGCAGGAGUUCCUGAAACUGGCCUGAGCCAAGUCAGCCUAUUGGACUUCCCGUCACCACAUCCCCCCCAAGCCAUCAACCCAGCCAUGAAGGACCUUGUGACCAACUCCCUAUUAUUCCUAACCUUCUGACUUUGGAGCCCCUCCCCACAACCCAAGACCUUUCUCCUCCCCUAACUGUAGCCCCCUCUCCUCCAUUCAAAGGCAACAUUCCUUACCCACUAGUCUUAGAAAUUGUCUUAAGCAACAGCCCAAGUGCCAGCUGUCCUCAGCCAGGCCCUGAGGCUGCCACCCUGCCUUGCACUGGCUGAUGGGCACCUUUGGUGGUUCCAUUAGCCAGGGCUCUGCCAAAGGCCCCGCAGUCCCUGUCCAGGAGCACCACAGAAACAAUUAAAUGUCCCAUUCCAUUGGCA